Messenger RNA from [Torrubiella] hemipterigena, 4381 nucleotides. Lineage: Eukaryota; Fungi; Ascomycota; Sordariomycetes; Hypocreales; Clavicipitaceae. The record is from the annotation of a GenBank genome assembly.
AAUCACUACUGGCCAUCUCCUGGGGUAGCUCCAGCCAGAAGCGUGUCUGGAGGCACCUUUUAGCCUCGUCAUCAGCUCUGCCUUCAUCAGCCAUCGCUCGCCUCCACCAAGCUGCCCGUUUGCCCAUCUCCAACGACCCAUUCGACGUCGCCGACAGUUUCAAUUCAAAUUGUCCUUCUAAUAUACGACCGCAACUUUCACCGCCUCCCUACUUACGGCCGCAAAAUGCCCGGCUUCGACUUCUCCAACUACAACCGCAAUGCGGCACUCCACGCCCAGGGCAUUCCUUUGCCCAAGGCUACCAGCACAGGUACAACUAUUGUCGGAUGUAUCUUUGACGGUGGUGUUGUGAUUGCCGCCGAUACUCGUGCUACCAGCGGUCCCAUUGUUGCCGACAAGAACUGCGAGAAGUUGCACUACAUUGCCCCCCAGAUUUGGUGCGCUGGUGCUGGUACAGCCGCCGAUACCGAGUUCACAACCGCCCUCAUGUCAUCUCAGCUCGAACUACACUCCCUCUCGACUGGCCGUAAGCCUCGCGUCGUUACCUGCAUGACCAUGCUCAAGCAGCACCUCUUCCGUUACCAGGGCCACAUUGGUGCCUACCUUGUCGUUGCUGGCUGCGAUCCCACCGGCACUCACCUCUUUACCGUCCACGCCCACGGAAGCACAGAUAAGCUGCCCUAUGUGACCAUGGGCAGUGGUAGUUUGGCGGCCAUGAGCGUCUUUGAAACACAGUGGAAGGCCACUUUGACACAAGAGGAGGCUGUUCAGCUUUGCAGCGACGCUAUCCUUGCUGGUAUCUUCAACGAUCUUGGUUCCGGUUCCAACGUUGAUGUUGCCAUUAUCACAAACGAGAAGACGACGCUAAAGCGCAACUUCAUUAAGCCCAACGAGAAGUCUGCUAAGCUCCAGAGCUACGCAUACCCCAAGGGAACUACUGCGGUUCUCAACGAAAAGAUCAUUAAGAAGAACGAUAUUGGUAGAUACGUCACAGUGCAGGAGGUACCUGUUGGCGGAGACAGCAUGGAUGUUGAUUCAUAGAGUAUUGCCUUUUGAGAUGGUCGUAAUGGAAAAUGAAUGAUUGUAACAAUACCACUCUAGGCACUACUAGAUAUUGAAACAUAAAAAAACAACAAAAUUUACAAUUUAACUUUGUCGAACACAAGUGAUAUUGAAUGGAAUCCCAACCCAGGGGCUAUGUAUUUCGCAUGCUGAUUACGACCAGCUGUAUGCAACCAAAACAAAAAGUAGCCCGCCAAACACCAUUCCUACUUCACAAAAACAGUUCAGCCGUCAUAAUAAAAAGAUAACAAAAGAAUAUGUGCGCAGGCUGUGCUGCACAAAUCUGAGUAAUGAAUGUUAGAAAAAGAAUAGAAUCACCUGCUGAAGCUAUACAUUCAGAGGGUGUAUGAAAGGUAGAGAAAAGAAGUAAAUGCGGUGGGGUAUGAACAAGAAAGAUACAUCCGAUGGGGGCAUAGGAAUCGGCAGAAGAUGAUAGAGAAGAACGGAAGACAACUACGAGCUGGAUUUGAGUCCAAACAUUGCUCUUGUUCGUGACUUGCUCCGUUUCUUCUUGUCGUCCUUGUCGGCGUCAAUCUUGCCGCCAUCAUUGUACUUGGCUUUAUGAAUCCAGCUGUUGCCAAUCAUGCUCAUGCCCUUGGCCUCGGCUUGGCGGUAGAAGUGGGCGCUCUUCUUAAGGUUCUUCUUGCAGCCGACACCUUUGGCAUAGCAAAAGCCAGCCUCUGCGAGAGCAUCGACGUCACCCCAGUUGCCUGCAAUCUCGAAACAUCGCAGAGCCAGAGCUUUGUCUUGUUCAAUGCCCCAGCCAUUCAUAUGGCUGACACCGAGUUCGUAGAUGCUAAGUGCAAAUUGUGCUUUUCUUGUCUUGUUCUCAAGAAAAUCGAUACGCUUGCCUUCUUUCUGCUGGUCUUGAUCCAAAGCAAUUUCAACACCAGCAUAUUCAGCAGCCUUCCGAAGCCAUUCAACACCUUCACGCGGGUUUGGACGCAUUCCCCAUCCGUGUCGGCAAGCCAGGGCGUAGAGCAGCAUAGCUGUUGGAUUAUUCUGUCUAGCAGCCAGUCGGAGGUGAUAGGUGGACUCGUUGAGCGACCCGCUUUCAUGGCAUUCGAUGCCCUUGGCCAAGUGCUCUUCUGCCGUCAAUUCGAGGGCAGAUGAGUUGCCCGUCGAUCGCAGCUGAUUGCUAGCCUUUAUCGUGCUAGCAGUAUCGCUUGUAUUGACAGAUGCAGGUGUCUUCUCACGUAGUCUCUGCUUGCCAGCUGCAUGUAGAGAUCGCCCACGACUGUCAUCGUCCGAUUGUCUCGCGGAAUCAUCCGAUGGUCUGCUUGGGUUUGGUGAAGGGUAGCCGCUACCCAGUCUAGGGAUAUCAAGGCUUGCUUUUGUCGCGUCGAUUGAUGGCCGUGAUAACGAAUUGGCGGGGUCGUCUGGAACCACUCUUGCUGACGAGCUCGAUGGGCGAGUGGGAGGUGAUGGUGGUGCGCCACCAGGGAACCGUUGAGAUGCGGACAGAGGAAUGACUGGUCGUUCCCACUGGGUAUUGGCAUGUUCAUCGGCGUCAGAGGAUGAUUCGAAGCGUUCCAAUUCUUUGCCACGGGGAAGAGUGAAUUUAGAGUAUAUAUAUGAGCCGGCGUUUUUGGCAUCUUCGCUCUGCUGCUCGAGGAAGCCUUCGCUGUGCAUACUUACGGGAGUAUGCGCUGUAUCAUCGGCUAGAAUGAAGGAAGGGUGGCUGUCAGAGGAGGCCUGCCUUGUCGGCAAGUCAAAGCUGGGGGUACCAGCUCUGCUCAGAGGUCGCGAGAAGUUGAAGGAGGGUCGGGGAAGGGCGGAGGAAUCAGAUCCCACAGAUGGGGAUCUAUGGAAUGAUCCGGUAAAUAUUGUGCUCGCUGCCGAUGUCUUACGAUGUAUAGAUGAGCCAGGAUGAGAAGUGAUGCCGGAAUUACUUGUUGUAUCGUCGUCAAUGUGUGUAGGAGGCGACGACGAUAGCGCGCUCGGUGAACGCUUUGGAAAUCGUGGUGGGAUUAGGCCCAUCUCAUCUAGAGACAUUUGCUUGUUUCCAUAUGGAGGCGAUGCGUAAUGAGAGCCAUCCUCGCGACCCGUUGCAGACUUCAGUGAGCGCUUGUCACUGAAAGAUUGAGAGUCGCUAUGUAUCGGCGAUGGUGACCGCACGCGAUCCGAGCCAGUGAAGUCGUUUCUUUCGUUUUGGUAGAGGGAUUGGGUCGAAGGAACCUCAGGGAUUGUCUGUGGCAAGGCGGGAAUAUCGCUAUCUGGCAUCUGCGGAAUUCUGCUCAUGCGCGGAUGCAUAGACAUCGGGCGCUGUGAGGACGCAAAGGCGUCCUCCACUUCGACCUCAUUCCGCAAGCCAAGAGCAUCUUUCGAUCCGCCAAUAAUCUCGUCUUCUUCCACGGCGGGUUCGAAGUUCAUGGAUCGGAAGUAGUCAGAGCGGGCUUGCACCAUGAGGGGGCUCUCUAGAGUAAGCGGUGGAAGACGACUGAGUCUGUUGCCAUCACGGGUGGUUGAGUCUUGAAGCUGGCGGGCCAGCAUACGACUCUGCAGCGCAAACGCAUCGAGGGGUGAGAGUUCAGGCGGUGCUUCGCCAGCAAUAUGCAUUCGUGUUGCUCGUGGUUUUGACGUCGAGAAUGUCGACAUUUGAGAAUUGGCUCGCAGAUCGGCCAAGUUCGGCCGUUGCGACAUGUUGGGCAAAGGAUGGCGCUGAAAGCUGUCGAGAAUAUGAAUUUGCGGAAGUGAUUAAAUAUUUAAGUAGCGUAAAGGCGUAAAGAUAAGGAGAAUAUGCGUCGAAGCUGUGUCGUUGUCGGUCGAUGUUGACAGUUUAGGUAAAUGUGGAGGAAUGCUGCGUGCCACGCUGGGUAGACGUCAACGUUGAAGCCGAUGAGUCGCCUGCGUAGAAGGUGAGAAAGACAGGAGAAGUUCGAAUACGGAAGACUAUUAUAACGCUGAUACGAAAGUCGUCGUCCAAGAGGCCAUCUGCAUAGGGCGCAAGUGCCUGUCGCGAGGCCGUGUCAAAAACGAGGUCGUGUGUGCGGUAAAGCCAGUCGAUGGCGAUGGUGAGUGUGGUAGUUGGGACAAUUACGCCAGGCGACGAAGACUAACAGAGGCCAAAAAUCAGCGGUGGAUAGCGGAUAAGCCACCGAGAUGCCUUCGCAUUAGCAUGCGUCGAAGAAAGCGAAGAUGGGAUGGCAGAGCGUCGAAGAAAAAGAAAAAGCGCGACAGGAUGUAGAAAACCGGGCAGAGGAGAAGAGAGGGCCGCGAAGGAAUGACCAAUGGCGGGCGGCAGCCAGCGCUGUAGUUUGACGUGCUGGCCACUAAACACACCAGAGACACUCCCUGACCCAAGAGGCGUCACAACGGG